Antechinus flavipes (yellow-footed antechinus) is the source of this 1305-nucleotide messenger RNA. It is a transcript of the gene GIMAP4, whose product is annotated as GTPase, IMAP family member 4. The record is from RefSeq and is a predicted model, not a curated record. The coding region runs from base 126 to 1115 and encodes 329 amino acids. NCBI's taxonomy places the organism in Eukaryota, Metazoa, Chordata, Mammalia, Dasyuromorphia, Dasyuridae. Gene Ontology annotation, molecular function: GTP binding. The transcript is spliced from 3 exons.
AACCAGGCUCCAGGCACACCCUAUACAGACACUGACACCAAAGCUCAGCUCUGAGAGAAGGAGGGAGAAGACUGUUUAUUUCAGUAGCCCCAGCUUGCAUUGACCAACAGAACUUACACCUUGCAAUGGCAGAAGGCUUUUGUGGGGAGAUUCUUGACAACAUGAGCAAGGAGACAAAUCAUGGUUAUGGAAACCAAGAUCUCAUGGAAACACAAGUGAGACUUGUCCUGGUGGGGAAAACAGGAGCUGGGAAAAGUGCAACAGGAAACAGCAUCCUUGGAAAACGAGUAUUUGAGUCAAAAUUAGCAGCAAAGUCAGUAACCAAGAACUGUGUGAAAGCAAGUAGAUUGUGGAAAGAUAAAGAGAUCAUAGUAGUAGAUACUCCUGGAAUUUUUGAUACUGAUGUAUGUGAUGAAGAUACUUCAAAGGAGAUUAGCCGCUGCCUCAUGAUGUCCUCCCCUGGGCCUCAUGCCAUCCUCCUAGUGGUCCCACUUAGUCGAUACACCAAGGAGGAAAAAGAUGCAUUAAACAAAAUCCUGGGAAUAUUUGGUUCAAGAGCCAAGAAAUUUAUGAUUCUUUUAUUUACUCGGAAGGACGAUUUGGAAGAUACUGAUUUGAAUCAAUACCUAUGUGAAACUAAGGAUAAAGAUUUGAAAGCUCUGAAAGACCAGUUUGAUGGAAGAUGCUGUGCUUUCAACAACCGAGCAACUGGAAAUGAGCAGGAGGCCCAACUAACAGACCUUCUGAGUUUGAUUGAGCAAAUAAUGCAGAAGAAUGGAGGCUCUUGCUACACAAACCAGAUGUAUCAACUAACAGAAAAAAUGAUUCAGAAAGAAACUGAAGCACUACAAAAAGUCUACAUGCAAGAUCUGGAAAGACUGAAAAAGGAAAUAAGACAAGAAUAUGAAGAGGAAAUAAAAAACUUAAAGAAUGAAUUGGAGCAGAAAAAAAGAGAAGAAAAAAUGUAUAGGGAACUUGAAGAAAAAGAAAAAUUCUAUGCAGGAAAGCAAAGAGGUGCUAGAACUGAGGUUAUGAACCAAAAUCGGUUUGUGGAAAACAUAGUGCAAAUCUUGGGAAAGAUUCAGGAUAUCAUUAAAACUAUGUUUCAAGAAUAAAGAUCUUCAUAAAAUUAUUUUAUGUUUUUUACUACUUUUCCAGCUUCUCUCUCUGUUGGUUACUUAUGAAUCAUGAGGCAUCACGAGCCCAUCCUACCACUCAUGUCUUCAAGAAUAAAGGCAGUUGCAAACCUUUGGUUGUAAGAAUUAACUUAAUAUUUAAUAAAUAACAUUUUUGUCUGAAAAGAAA